AUGCUGUCGGUGAGCAAGCCGACGUCCUUAGUCCAGCAGAAGAAACAGCAGUGGGCGCGGGAGAGAGAGGAGAUGUCCCAAUUUUACUUACCGUGGGGUUCCGGAGAACGAUACACAAAUCGCUUGCAAGUACGGAACCAAUUCGCAAGUACCCUUGAGCUACACAAGCAAUCCUCUUAUGAUUAUCAAGAACCGGUGGUGGUGCAACGACAAAGAAGCCCCAGCCUGCCGCCCAUUCAUCACAUUGAAAUAGGUAAACAAACUAAAGAAGAACGAAGAUCCAAAGAGUUUUUAAAUCGUAAUAUUUCAAGUGCGAAGAGAUUCGCAUUUUACGACGAAGACGGCGAAGGCGAUACUUCCGGAUACGGAAGUGAAACUGUCAAUCACAUGAAUAUUACAAAUCAAUGUGGAAGCAACAACAAUAACGAUCCUGUAGUUGCGUGGCAACAAGAUGGAAAGGAAACCAGAAAACAAAAUAUAAGUGGGCGCGCCACAGUAAGAGAUGGUUUAUGGUCAGCACGUAGCCCAGGACCGGUGGAAGAAGGCCGACCUCGAUGGGGGGAUCGUGGAGUGGCUACGGGAAGGUUGUGGGAACCAACAGCACCUAACGCAAGACUGCCGCAGAUGCAAAAUCAAAAGAAAGGUACGCCGUCAUGGGUGGAGCGUGGAUUAAACAUGAUAGAUAAUGCAUCAGAUGUUCUAGUUAUCGAUCAAAGAAGUUCAACAAACUCAGGAUUAGAAUGCGAUAGGUCUUCAUGCAAUGGAAGCGAUGAAGGGAAAACUUUUCUUAGGGGUCAAAAUGUUCCUAUAGAACCAGAAGUGAGAGCUCAACGUGAAAAUAAACGUAUUAAGGCCUUAGAACUUCAAUCAGCUAUUUUAAGCCAAUUAGAAGAUCGUGAAAAAAGACGCCAAGAAGAAAGAGAAAGGGAAUUGAGAGAAGAACGUUUGGAAGAGUUACGUAUACAGAGACAACAAGAAGAAGACAAGCUUAAACUCGAAGAAGAGAAAAGAAAAAAUGAACAAAAGCAGGUAUUGGAACAGCGUAAACUUGAAGCUUUAAAGAAGGCACUGGAAGAGGCGGAAAAAAAGGCAAAGACUGAAAAAGAGAAAAAAUAUAUAUGUCAAAAACAAUUAGCGAAUCCAGCAGCGACCGUAUCUGAAGAUGAUAAAGUAAAAUUAUUUGAAAAUACCAUGACUGAAACUACCCUAAACAGCGAAAUGACAAGUCCUACCAAAACUAGUAGAACUUAUGAAAUCAAUUCUCCUAAAAGUCAGAAAAAGGACUGUAAUUCCCGACAAUCCGCUUUUAGCUCACCGAGAUCUUUGGGUACCGGGAAUGUUAACUUAUUUAUUCAUAAUGUACCACCAGUAGCACUUACAGAUAGUCAAUUCAAUAUUAUACCUCUUGGUAUUAAUGGACAUGGGGAAAUCGUAAGUACCCAACCCAAUAGCCUACAAUUAGCAGUUUUAGUACCACAAAACCUUAGUAAUAAUUUAUAUGGUAUAUCAAUAAAUUCCCUUAUCAAUAAUGAUUUGACGGAGAAGCAGGGUAAAGUUCUUACGCCACAAAAGUACCGUACCUUAAAGACCAGAGAUGUAUUUACUCAAACUGAAACAGAUUUAUUACGUUACAAAGUCGAUAAAAACGUUGAAACAAUUGAUAUGGAAAGAGAUAUAGAUAAAGACUAUUCUAAUAUUGAUGAGAAUGCGCCACAAGAUGGAAAUCGUAAUAAUUUAAAAAAAGAGAGACGAUUACGAUCAGAGGAGAGAUACAAAAAGGAUAUCGAAAAUCGACCUAAAUGGGGCGCCAAUAAACCAAUUGCACAAUACAAAAAACAAAGCGAAAAAGAUCCGUUUUACAGUCAAAAGCGAAAAAUUCGGCAGAAAUAUCGACCACAUGCACGGCAAUAUAUGUCGCAAUCUAGUGAAGAUAGUCGUUCCCCAAGUCCCCCUACCAGAUCAGAAAAAACAACAGAAAGUAAUUUCAAACAACGCAAUUCUCUAACUCAGUCAUUUUGGAGAAAAAAACGAUCCAAUCAAGAUUAUUUGCGAAAUAAUAGCGGUAUGGAAGCUUUAAAUACUGAUGUACCAGAGUUUUGUUCUCUUGACCAAAUCACAGGUGACAAAUCAGAUCAAAAUAAGUUAACGAAAAGGCUAACGUUAUCACAAAAAUUCAUAAACGAUAAAUACGGGAGUAGAAAGUUAUGGAUGGAAGACAUAUGCGAAAGAAAUACUAAAUUCAAUAACUAUGAAGCGGAAAAUUCUAAAAUAAGUAGCGACAAACUCAACGGUACUAAAAGAGAUAGCAUAGAUAUUAACGAAGAACAAGAACAUUUUGUAAAACUAAAACUUUGA
Molecule: messenger RNA, 2355 nt
Organism: Parnassius mnemosyne (clouded apollo)
Lineage: Eukaryota; Metazoa; Arthropoda; Insecta; Lepidoptera; Papilionidae
Source: the annotation of a GenBank genome assembly